UAGUUAUUUUCAGGCACACUAUUAUCAUGGCCUCAUUACCUGACGAAAAAGCUGCAAGAACACGUGAACUGUACGAUAGAAUAAGCCUGGGCAUCGUUCGGUCUCUCGAGAAAAGAACGGGUGUAACAGAUGUAAAACUACUGGACCGUAAGCCGGCUGAUCCAGCCCGAAUACAAGAAUGGGAACAAGAGCAUGUGUGUGCCCUCCCUGAAGACAUCAAGAACUUCUACAUUACAACAGACGGUCUCCUGCUGUGCUGGAGUGUUAAGUUCAAUGGAUCUGUCACUCCAUUAGGUAGGAUGGAAGUGAAUCCACUCGCAAACUUGAAGCGUAUAACAAUCCCUCAGUGCAAUAAACACGGUGCAACACAGAGCGUAUCAGUGGAGGACACAGGGUCAGAUGAUGAGGACAGCAAGGCUCGGCCCAGCUUCUCUCAAAUAGAAAGAGCUUUUGAAAUAGACGCUUGUUGCUCUCAUGGGAAGGUUUGUUUGGUUUAUGAAGUUGGAGAAGGUUCAGAUCCCAAGAUUUGGUUUCUCGACAGAGCUGUCCGCUGGCACUUCCUAGCUUCUUCCUUCAUGGAAUACUUCAGACUUAUGGUUAUGCAUCUCGGACUACCACAGUGGCAGUAUGCUUUCACUGACAUAGGACUCUCUCCUAUGUCGAAGCAGUGGUUUAACUUGUAUGCACCUGUCCGUCUUGCUAUUGAUGAUGAGCAACUCAGCAGACAUUUGUCGGACACCGAUGCUGAUAUUGUUGUUGCAGACAAGAAUUACUCCAUUGGCAAGAUUGAUAUUGACAGACUUUUCAAACUUACAAAUGAUAAAACCAGAGACAAACCAGUCAAGAAGAAGCCCCAACCAGUGCCAUCUCCACAGACAAGCAACCAGAAACUUACAUCAACAAGGCCCUCACUCGCACAUCUUGCCUCAAAACGACAUACCAGAUGACAUUAGGUGAUCAUAUUCUUGUCUCAUAUUCGAGCCCAUCAUGGUCAACAAAGCCUUUUUUAUGUGUUCUAUGUGCAUGUUCUUAUUACCAUUUUAUUCACUCAGCUUUAUUUGCUCCUUAUUUCAUUGGGGGCAACUCGUUUUGACGAUCAUUCAUGACCGAUUAAUAAACUAAAUAGAUAGUUAGGCAGUACUAUUUAUAUUAAUGGACUUUCUGUUUUCGGAUAUUUUUAAAGAAACAUCCGAACAUCGAUACAAAGUUAUUUUUCUGUUAAUUGUACUAAAAAUUCAAAUAAGUAUUAUUACGU
Molecule: messenger RNA, 1255 nt
Organism: Bolinopsis microptera
Lineage: Eukaryota; Metazoa; Ctenophora; Tentaculata; Lobata; Bolinopsidae
Product: tubulin polyglutamylase complex subunit 2-like
Exons: 1
Coding region: 27-947 (306 amino acids)
Biological process (GO): protein polyglutamylation
Source: RefSeq, a predicted model, not a curated record